Rhodofomes roseus is the source of this 1922-nucleotide messenger RNA. RefSeq names its product 26S proteasome subunit P45. Lineage: Eukaryota; Fungi; Basidiomycota; Agaricomycetes; Polyporales; Fomitopsidaceae. Gene Ontology annotation, molecular function: proteasome-activating activity; ATP hydrolysis activity; ATP binding. Bases 133 to 1509 code for a protein of 458 amino acids. The record is from RefSeq and is a predicted model, not a curated record. Gene Ontology annotation, cellular component: proteasome regulatory particle, base subcomplex. Gene Ontology annotation, biological process: proteasome-mediated ubiquitin-dependent protein catabolic process. The transcript is spliced from 6 exons.
GCUGAAGUCAUCCAUACGCGUCACGCGUCGCAGGCGUACGCGUCCAUUCGAGUGAGAGUCGUUCACGUCCCGUUCUACACUCCCUUCACGCCCGUAUCCCCUCAAUCUCUUUCACUAUUCCCGUUCGCCAUCAUGGCCUCAACACAACCUCCCAGCCCUCCACCAGGCAACAACAACGAGAAGGCACCAGAGCCUACACCGUCCUCGUCUACGGACGCGCCGCAGGACGCUAUGGACACUACGCCCGACCAGCCUGCCGAGGAGACAUGGGCGGACAUCCCUGAGGAGAUUAUGUCCCUUAGCACAGAUGAGAUCCUUACGCGAAUACGGCUUAUCGACAAUGACUUGAAGGUGAUGCGGUCCGAGACGUUACGUCUUCAACACGAGCAGAAUGUUAUGAAGGAGAAGAUCCGGGACAAUGGGGAGAAGAUCAAGCAGAACAAGGUCUUGCCUUACCUCGUCGCGAAUGUAGUCGAGAUCCUGGACGUCGACCCGGAAAUAGAGGAGGACGGUGCGAACAGGGACCUAGACUCCAUGCGCAAGGGCAAGUGCGCCGUCAUCAAGACUUCAACACGGCAAACCGUCUUCCUCCCCCUCAUCGGCCUCGUCCCCGCCGAGAAUCUCAAGCCCGGCGACCUCGUCGGUGUCAAUAAGGACUCGUAUCUGGUGCUCGACACGCUCCCCGCGGAGUUCGAUUCGCGGGUGAAGGCGAUGGAGGUGGACGAGCGGCCGACGGAGACGUACACCGACAUCGGAGGGCUGGAGAAGCAGAUCGAGGAGCUCGUCGAGGCGAUCGUCCUGCCCAUGGAGCAGGCGGACAAGUUCAAGACGCUCGGUAUUAAGCCCCCGAAGGGCUGUCUCAUGUAUGGUCCUCCCGGAACUGGCAAGACGCUUCUCGCGCGUGCGUGCGCGGCCCAGACCAACGCGUGCUACCUGAAACUCGCUGGUCCGUCGCUCGUACAGAUGUUCAUCGGUGAUGGUGCCAAACUCGUUCGGGACGCGUUCGAGCUCGCGAAGGAGAAAGCACCGACUAUCAUCUUCAUUGACGAGCUGGACGCUAUUGGUACCAAGCGAUUCGACUCGGAGAAGAGCGGUGACCGCGAGGUGCAGCGGACGAUGCUGGAACUCCUGAAUCAGCUGGAUGGCUUCAGCAGUGACGAGCGUAUCAAGGUCAUUGCCGCGACGAACCGUAUCGACAUUCUCGACCCUGCUCUUCUUCGAUCAGGUCGUCUUGACCGGAAGAUUGAAUUCCCUCUUCCGAAUGAGACUGCACGGGGGCGUAUCCUGGAAAUUCAUUCGCGGAAGAUGUCCGUCUCCCCCGACGUCAACUACGAGGAGCUUGCCCGCAGUACGGAUGAGUUCAACGGCGCACAGCUGAAGGCGGUCUGUGUCGAAGCUGGCAUGAUCGCAUUGAGGGAAGGCGCGACGAAGCUGAGCCACGAACACUUCCUAGGUGGUAUAGCCGAAGUCCAGAGCAAGAAGAAGAACGAUCUUGUCUAUUUCAUGUAGUUCCAUCAUUUCUGCUCUCGCACGGUACUGUCGUAAUGCAUUCUCUCUUUCUGAGUUUGAGGAUAGUUGAACUCAAUGUCGACAGUAUCGGCCCCGAGAGAUUGUUUGACUUCUUUCAGUCCGUGAUGGUAGGCAGACUUCCUGGUUCUCAGGCUUGGGCUUUGACGAUCACUUCGUGCUGCUUGUACUGACUGACCUAGAAUUUAACGUUCAGGGAGGUCUGCCCUGCAUGAGACAAGACCAGAGCCUUUAAGUUAUGAAGAUGCCUCGCGGAUGCUGUUUGAGAGGGAAGUCGCCGCAAUUGGAUAGCAUCUACCACUCGCAGCCUGGCACGAGUGCUUCUCCAGCAACGUGCUCCCAGUGACUGGACCAUGUACUACAUGUAAGGGUGAUAGGAGGUUGGUUUUGCACUC